UACUCUAAACAGUGUAGUCAGACUGCAAAUUUCAAAUUGUGGUCUCAACUUGUUUUUGUUUCUGUUUUUAAAAAAAUAUAUUAUUUGAAAUACAUCUGUGCAAUUUUCUAUUGCAAUCAUUAUAUUUACAUAUACAAAAUAUUGUGAAAAAUCUUAAAAAUCUAUUGCAAUAUUUAAAAUAUUUAUUUCAUGCCGUAAAAUAAAAAGUUACUUUUAAAUUUUACUAUAAUUUCGAGGCGUGGCUAAAAGACCAGUUUUUUAAAUUUUAAAUCGUAUGCAUUUCAAUUAAUCUGUUUGCAGUUACUAGUACAAACGGCAAAAAGCACAUCAAAACUUUAAAGUUCGUUUUUGUUUAACUGCGGUUUCUGUGCUUGGAAUAUUAAUUAAAGUUGAAUGUGAAGUUUAGAAAAGAUGACCUGGCACCACAUUUGCACAGGAAACAGGUUGUUUAUCAUAUUUUUAGUGGUUUCCUCAGUUUGUAUAAUGAAUACCAAAGCAAAAACCGGGCCCAUGCAUGGAAAAAAUGUAGUUUGUUACAUUUCAACGUGGGCCGUUUAUCGUCCUGGUCAAGGUGCUUAUUCUAUAGAUAAUUUCGAUCCCAGUCUUUGUACCCAUGUUGUGUAUGCCUUUGCUGGUCUCGAUCCCCAACAAGCGGCCAUUAAGUCUUUGGAUCCUUGGCAAGAUUUAAAAGAAGAAUAUGGCAAAGGCGGCUAUGAACGUUUAACGGGUCUCAAGCGCACUCAUCCCCAUCUAAAAGUUAGUUUAGCCAUUGGUGGCUGGAAUGAAGGCUCCAAAAACUAUUCAAACAUGGUAGCCGAUCCCAUUUCAAGAGGGAAAUUCGUAAAACAAGUCACCUCUUUUAUACGAAAAUACAAUUUUGAUGGCCUCGAUUUAGAUUGGGAAUAUCCCACACAACGUGGUGGUGCACCUCAUGAUCGUGAGAAUUUUGUUUUACUUUGCAAGGAAUUGCGGGAACAAUUUAAUCCCCAUGGUCUAUUGCUCACUUCUGCCAUUGGAGCUUCGAAAAAAGUCAUAGAUGAGGCGUAUAAUGUGCGACAGAUUUCUCUUUAUUUGGAUUUCUUGCACAUUAUGUGUUAUGAUUAUCAUGGCAGUUGGGAUCGAAAAAUAGGUUAUAAUGCUCCUCUAACAGCACCAAAUGGUGAUGUACUGAGUGUGCAAUACACAAUUGAUUACUUGUUGAAAUUGGGAGCUCCUGCUGAGAAAAUUGUUAUGGGUGUUCCCUUCUAUGGUCGUACAUUUAGAACUCCUUUAGAUGGAAAUCUCGACGACGACACUGAUGGUACUGCUUUCCAAGGACCCUUUACGCGAGAAGACGGCUUCUUGGGCUACAAUGAAAUUUGCAGAAUUUUAAGUAAUAAAACCUCAGGUUGGACUACGAUGUGGGAUCCCGAAACAUCACAAGCUUUAGCACGUUCCGAAAAAGAUGUUUUUACUGGUCUUAUAGAAGUUGUUACUUUCGAUAACUCUCGCUCCAUAGCAAACAAAGUCAAAUUUGCAAUUGAAAGAAAACUAGGCGGUAUUAUGGUGUGGUCUAUUGAUACCGACGACUUUUUGGGAGAGUGCGAAACUGAAACCGACAUAUAUGAAGACUUCAGACACUUUAAACAUUUAGAUCUGGCCAUGCCUCAUCGUCUAAGUAAUAAUUAUCCUCUAUUAAGAACAAUUAAUGAAGCAGUGCCUUUAGCUAUAGAAGAAACUAAGCAUAAACAUGAUCAUCCUCUUCAUCCUGACCGUGACGAGGAUCAAGAACCAAAUAUAGAAGAUAAUGAAAUACCACAUGGCUCGGUUGAGGAUCAUAAGGGAGAUAGUAAUGGAGCUUGUAGUAAUAACUUAUUAUAUCCAUUUUAUAUUACCGUUGUAUUUGGACUUCUGUCAUUAGUUUUAUGAAAAAAAUGCAACUAUAAAAAAUUUGCUCAACUAUUAUAAUUAAUUAGAAAUCGUAAGAAUAAAACUUUCUGUUUAGUUUGUUUUCAAAAUUUUAUAAAAAUAUGUAUAAAAUAAGAAUUAAAAAUUGUAUUAAAUAAAAUAUAGAAACACACCAAAAUUCUAACCA
Lucilia sericata (common green bottle fly) is the source of this 2074-nucleotide messenger RNA. It is a transcript of the gene Cht2, whose product is annotated as probable chitinase 2. Bases 412 to 1908 code for a protein of 498 amino acids. Gene Ontology annotation, molecular function: chitinase activity; chitin binding. Lineage: Eukaryota; Metazoa; Arthropoda; Insecta; Diptera; Calliphoridae. The record is from RefSeq and is a predicted model, not a curated record. Gene Ontology annotation, cellular component: extracellular region. The transcript has 6 exons. Gene Ontology annotation, biological process: carbohydrate metabolic process; chitin catabolic process.